UAAUAAUAAAAAAUAGAAAAAAUGGAAAAGGAAAAAGAUUUAUAUCGUGAAACAUGGGUGCGCUAUUUGGGCUAUUGCAAUGAAGUUGGUGAGGCCUUUCGUCGUUUGGUCCCAUCCAAAUUGGUCACAGCCAGUUAUGUGGUAUCAACGGGCUAUGUUUGUGCCGAUACAAUUGAUAAAUCCUACAAGGAUUAUAAACAAGGUGCCUCGGUGAAAAAUGUUGCCAUAACCGCCACGGAUGUUUUCAUUUGGCAAAUAUUAGCAUCGGUUGUUAUACCCGGUUUCACUAUAAAUAGAAUCACCUAUCUGAGUGGACGCCUGCUAAGACAAGCUAAUGUCAAGAAGGCGAUUGCCAAAUAUUUGCCAACCGCCUUUGGUUUAACAUCGAUACCGUUUAUUAUCCCGCCAAUUGAUCAUAGUGUGGACUAUCUAAUGGAUAAUACCUAUAGGAAAUUUGUGACAAAGGCAACGUAA
Musca vetustissima is the source of this 474-nucleotide messenger RNA. Its product is annotated as mitochondrial fission process protein 1. The record is from RefSeq and is a predicted model, not a curated record. The coding region runs from base 22 to 474 and encodes 150 amino acids. Gene Ontology annotation, cellular component: mitochondrion. Gene Ontology annotation, biological process: mitochondrial fission. Lineage: Eukaryota; Metazoa; Arthropoda; Insecta; Diptera; Muscidae. The transcript has 3 exons.